Cyprinodon tularosa is the source of this 1859-nucleotide messenger RNA. It is a transcript of the gene zranb2, whose product is annotated as zinc finger, RAN-binding domain containing 2. Bases 102 to 1133 code for a protein of 343 amino acids. Gene Ontology annotation, biological process: RNA processing. Lineage: Eukaryota; Metazoa; Chordata; Actinopteri; Cyprinodontiformes; Cyprinodontidae. The record is from RefSeq and is a predicted model, not a curated record. Gene Ontology annotation, molecular function: RNA binding; lipopolysaccharide binding. The transcript is spliced from 9 exons.
GCAGUGGAGGGAGGCGUUGACUCGACUAGCCGCUGUGCAGCUCUUACUGCUCCGCGUGAACGUCAAUUCUGUUCACUGUGAUUGAGUCAAAAGGCACAAAAAUGUCAGGAAAGAGUUUUCGAGUCAGCGACGGGGACUGGAUUUGUCCCGAUAAAAAGUGUGGUAAUGUAAACUUCGCAAGAAGAACAAGCUGCAACAGAUGUGGAAGAGAAAAAACCACAGAGGCCAAGAUGAUGAAAGCAGGAGGAACAGAAAUUGGGAAAACUCUUGCUGAGAAGAGCAGAGGCCUCUUCAGUGCAAAUGAUUGGCAGUGCAAAACAUGUGGCAAUGUGAACUGGGCAAGGCGUUCAGAGUGCAACAUGUGCAACACUCCAAAGUAUACCAAGCUUGAAGAAAGAACAGGUUAUGGUGGAGGUUUCAAUGAAAGGGAAAAUGUGGAAUACAUAGAACGGGAGGAAUCUGAUGGGGAAUAUGAUGAGUUUGGUCGAAAAAAGAAAAAAUAUCGUGGAAAGAGCAACAGCUCAAGUUCAGCAAAAGAACCUGAAAAGAAAGAAGUACCAAAAGAUGAUCCGGAGGAGGAGGAAGAAGAGGAGGAAGAUGAUGACGAAGAUGGUGACCUGUCUAAAUACAAGCUUGAUGUAAGCCCGUUGAUUAGAAGUUCUAAUAACUUCUUGUAUGCAGAAAUAGCCGUUAUUAAAAUCAUGUAUUUGCAGGACGAUGAGGAUGAUGAAGAUGGGGAUCUGUCAAAGUAUGAUCUCAUUGCCAGUGAUGAGGACGAAAAGCCAGCCAAGAAGAGCGGCAGCCAAUCUGGCUCUUCACGCUCUUCCUCGCGCUCUUCUAGCUCCAGCUCUCGGUCGAGGUCCAGGUCCCGUUCUAGAAGUUCUUCCAGUUCCAGAUCUGGAUCUCGUUCGAGAUCUCGCUCCAGAUCGAGCUCCAGGUCUGGGAAGGGCUCCUCUCCCCACAAGAGGUCCCGCACGCCAUCCUCCUCACCCGAGAGGACGCGGAAGCGCAGUCGCUCCAGGUCUUCAUCUGGAGGAAGAAAACGAAGACGCUCUAGAUCACAUUCGUCCGAAAGACGCAGUGGCCAUUCAUCUGGAUCGUCCCACUCUGGCUCCAGUUCUAAAAAGAAAUAGCUUUCUUACAGCUUCAUAAACCAGUAAAGUUUAGUGGAAGUGCAUGUCUUGUUGCAAACACAAAACCAUACACCUUCAGUAUGCUCUUCAUUGUCGUAACCUCUUAAGUCUUACUUCUAAUCAAGAAAAGCAGGCAAGAUGAAAUCAUCCUGUCAUUACCUAUGUGCUCCCUUUAAAAUGAAAAAAACAACAACUGGAGUGUUUGUAUCUUUAGAUGUCAAAUAAAAAUAGUUUGGUCCUAAUGGGGAAAAGUAAUUUACAUUUAAGGAUGGAUUUCCCUUUUAAACCUUAUUUUUUGCCCAAGAUCUCCAUGAGUAUUUAGCCCUGGUCAUUUGUAGAACUGGAGCAUUCUUUUGUUUUACGUUACCAUCAAACUUGGGUAGCUGAAAUGUAGCUAUGAUUUGUUUUUUUGUUUUAUUUUGGGGGGUGAAGGUAAGUAUACUUUUUGAUAUUGUUUUAAUUGAAAAAGUUUCUUUUCUGGUGUUUAGUUUGAGUGUAAGUUUUCCCUACAUUCAGUUGUGGGUCAUUCUGAGUUGUAAAAAAAAAAAAAGAAGAUAUUCCCACUGAUUUUUCUUCCUUUUAUCUCUCUGGUAACCAACUAAGUUUUCUGCUCCAGUUCAGAAUAGCACAAACUGCUAAAAAUUGUGAUUAAUAUGUGACAUCAAAGUCUUUUUAGAAGUAAAAUGACUAAAAUGUACAAAUGUAAAUAAAAACUUGUCAGCCUUG